AUGGGAAUGAAGCGAGAAGCGGUUCAAGAAGAAAGGCAAAGUUCGAGAGCGGAUAUAACCAAAGUGUUAAGUAGUAGUGGACAUCGGCAUAUCAUCACAAGUCAAAUGGAAGCGGAAAGUACGAGUACUUAUGGUGGUCUUGAGAUUCAACUUCAGAGGAUUGCUGCAGCUGAAGAAGCUUCAGAA
Loa loa (African eye worm) is the source of this 186-nucleotide messenger RNA. Its product is annotated as nuclear receptor RXR. The annotation marks the transcript as partial. The transcript has 2 exons. Lineage: Eukaryota; Metazoa; Nematoda; Chromadorea; Rhabditida; Onchocercidae. The record is from RefSeq and is a predicted model, not a curated record.